AUGACUGGCGAAACCACCCCUUCCGGCUCAUCAACCGAUUGGCAACCUCCUCCAACCAUCUUCGACCCCACGACGUGCACGCGCAAGGGUUUGUGCCCCGUAACACACAUCAGACACCAAGAUGCGAACCCCCUAGAAAGCCACUCGUUGUACUAUGAGAUCCAUGGCUCUGGUCUGGAGAAAAUUGUGUUUAUCAUGGGCUUGAACGCCUCCGCUUCAGGAUGGGUAUCCCAGGUCGAUUACUUCGGGAGAAAGCCGGAGUGCUCUGUUCUAGUAUUUGACAACAGGGGCGUUGGAAACAGCGGAUCUCCUCGUGGGCCAUACACCACGGAGGGGAUGGCCCAAGAUGUCGUGACGCUGCUGGAUUUUGUUGGCUGGACGGAAAAGCGUCAGAUUCAUGUCAUUGGCAUAUCUCUGGGCGGUAUGAUUGCACAAGAACUCGCGGAGAAGAUACUUGAACGUACCGCUUCGCUCACCUUGGUUGUCACCAAGCCUGGGAGACGUCGUCUGAUUGAGCUGCCCUCUUAUGUGGGCACAAGGAACUUGUUGAGGUCGAUGAUGGUGUCCAACCCAGAAGACAGGAUCCCACUCGUCCUGGAGACGCUGUUCCCUCAGGAAUGGCUCGACUCCAAAGACCCUUCAGAUCCCGAGGGGCGCACGAACAGAGAGCUUCAAACGAUUGCGUACCGCGAGCGAAUCGCUGUCACCCCCCCACAAACACUUGUCGGCUCCUUGUCUCAGAUGGCUGCGGCAAUGACACACCACGUAUCCCCGGAAAGACUACGGAGGAUCUCGUCGGCUAUACCCAAAGUCGCAAUUGUGACAGGGGAUACGGACACUCUCAUUGACCCUAGGAACAGCCAGCUCUUGAAGCAAGACAUGCCAGAAGCCGAGCUCAUCAUUCGAGAGGGGGCGGGCCACGGGGUACCCAUGCAAUACAAGGAGUGGUUCAACGAGGUGCUUGAAAGGACCCUCAAGGAAGGCAGGGAACGCGCAAAUUGA
Epithele typhae is the source of this 1002-nucleotide messenger RNA. RefSeq names its product alpha/beta-hydrolase. The transcript is spliced from 6 exons. The record is from RefSeq and is a predicted model, not a curated record. NCBI's taxonomy places the organism in Eukaryota, Fungi, Basidiomycota, Agaricomycetes, Polyporales, Epitheliaceae. The coding region runs from base 1 to 1002 and encodes 333 amino acids.